Molecule: messenger RNA, 636 nt
Organism: Colletotrichum graminicola M1.001
Lineage: Eukaryota; Fungi; Ascomycota; Sordariomycetes; Glomerellales; Glomerellaceae
Exons: 4
Coding region: 1-636 (211 amino acids)
Cellular component (GO): mitochondrion
Source: RefSeq, a predicted model, not a curated record
AUGGAAGAAUCAAUUCAGUGCCCCAGGGAGGUCCCUCAUGACACCCACCCAACGAUCACUGAGUCAACGAGCUACCUCAGCGCAGUCGGCGUCUCGAUGGUCCCAAAAGUACCGGUCGAGCUGGAUUACAUCUCGUCUGGGAACUAUGCUUCGCUCGCCGCAUCGAACCUUCCGAUUCUCGGCCCGACAGAGGAAUGUCAAAGAUGGCGCUGCACAGGAAUCGCUUUCGCUAAGCCAAAGGUUGAAGAAACUCUCGAGGGAGUACGGCUGGUCGGCUUCGGCACAGACCGAAUCGGGCAACUUGAGCAUUGGGUCGUCUCCAACGUUAAGAAGAUAAUCCCUUAUUCAGUACAGAACUGGUGGUCCGAAUCCAGGGCCGCGCUUAGCCAUGCUGAAACCGAACAGCUGGGCAGCGAUGAUAUCAGCGAGGCCGUCGAAAUGGCAGGUUGGGGAGUGGAGGAGGCGGAGCGGCGCAAUAAGGCGGAAGCUAGCCUAGGAACUCAGCUGGCGUUGGCCUACGCAAUCCACAAAAGUUUCAUCUUCCUCAGAGUACCUCUGACCGCCGCGGUAACGCCAAAGGUUGUCAAGGUGCUCAGAUCAUGGGGAUGGCAGAUCGGCAAGCGGCGGAGCAAAUAA